AUGCGGAAAGUCACCGUUGGAAUCGUCUCGAUCGGAGAUAUGGGUCUGGGGAUGGCAAGGUUGCUCAAAGCCCACGGUUACCGAGUGGUCACGCUUGUGGAAGGAAGAAGUGAGCAUACCUUAGCGCGAAUCCAGGCCGCAGAAAUAGAGGCGUUGCCAUCAGACCAAGAACUAGUGGUGCAGGCGGACUACAUUUUAUCCAUUGUUCCUCCUCGGAGCGCACUUGUCACCGCGGAGUGUAUCGCAAAGGCUCUCCGACAGCCAGAUACAGUGGCGAAACGAGAAGCGCUAGAAGAGGUGAAUGGCCAACCGAGUCGCAGCCCACUCUACUUCCUGGAGCUCAAUGCCACACCUCCCCGAUUGGCGGAGGAGCUGGCAGCACUGUUUGAAACAGAGGCGGAAGUGGCCGCGUCCAUCGGACCAUCGGCUCGGUGCCACUUUGUCGACGGGGGAAUCAUUGGGGGCCCGCCGUCUCAAAAUUCGGACGGGAAGUGGAAGAAACCCAGCGUGAUUCUCUCGGGUGCAGUGGACCUACCCUCCACAUGGGCAGCGUUGGCUGACGUCCUAAAUAUGAAGAUUGUGUCCGAGCGGAUUGGCUCGGCGUCCACUCUGAAGCUUUCUUUUGCGGCGCUGACCAAAGGCCUCACGGCCUUGUCGAUCCUAUCUUUCUCCACUGCGCAACGUGAGGAUCUAUUGCCUGAAUUACUGGAACAUCUUCAGCAGUACUCUCCGCACACGGCUGCGUUGGCCCAGUCCGGAGUGAUUGCCAUGAGUCCCAAGGCCUACCGAUGGGUGGAUGAGAUGCACGGUAUCGGAGAAGCCUUUGACCGAGAAGGUGGAUGGGAUGGCGUUGGUAGUAGCAUCUAUGGAGGGAUUGCAGAAAUCUACCGGACCAUAGCCGAAGAUACCCUUCUUGGCCAGGAACGCGUCGAGUCGCGGCGGCGCGGGACAACCGUGGAGGAUGCCGCCACGAUCAUAGCAAGGCGUCAGAAUCGGACAAACGUUGAGGAGGAUCACGACAUCGGACCUAUGUCAUAG
Messenger RNA from Penicillium verhagenii, 1038 nucleotides. RefSeq names its product NAD(P)-dependent oxidoreductase. NCBI's taxonomy places the organism in Eukaryota, Fungi, Ascomycota, Eurotiomycetes, Eurotiales, Aspergillaceae. The record is from RefSeq and is a predicted model, not a curated record. Gene Ontology annotation, molecular function: oxidoreductase activity; NADP binding. The transcript is spliced from 2 exons. The coding region runs from base 1 to 1038 and encodes 345 amino acids.